AUGGAAGCUGCUACAGCAUUGCGACUCCGGUUGUCGCCGAUAGUCGGUGUCGUGGCCAAAGAUGCAGCCGCGCUGAGGACGUGCACCGCCCCAUGCGCAUACGUCUCGUCCAAGCGCACAUUCUCGAUUCUUAACCGGCCUGCGCCCAACUACGCGGGCCAUGUGCCCCUCACGAGGGUCGAGCGAGCUGGCCUGGCUAUCGGCUCGAGCAUCGUGUCCCUGCUGGACCCAUACCGCCACGACAUGAUUGCUGCCCUCGGCGAAGCCACAGCCACUCCCUACUUCAUCUACCGCCUGCGCGACGCGAUGUUGGCCGACCCCACGGGUCGACAGAUCCUGCGCGACCGUCCGCGCAUCACGUCCAAGACGCUCUCGGUCGACAUGCUCCGCCGGCUUCCCGCCAACUCGGUGGGCAAGGCCUACGUCGACUGGCUGGACCGUGAGGGAGUGUCGCCCGACACGCGGUCCGAGGUGCGGUACAUCGACGACGAGGAGUGCGCCUACGUCAUGCAGCGGUACCGCGAGUGCCACGACUUCUACCACGCCGUCACCGGCCUGCCCAUCGUGCGCGAGGGCGAGGUCGCCCUCAAGGCCUUCGAGUGGGCAAACACCAGCCUCCCCAUGACCGGGCUCAGCAUGUUCGCUGCCGGCACCAUGAAGCCCAAGGAGAGGUCCCGCUUCUGGUCCAUCUACCUCCCCUGGGCCCUCCGCAACGGCGCCAGGAGCAAGGAAGUCAUCAACGUCUACUGGGAGAAGCAGCUCGAGCGCGACGUAGACGACCUGAGAGCCGAGCUGGGCAUCGAGCGUCCGCCCGAUCUGCGUGCCAUACGCAAGAGGGAACGCGACGAGAAGAAGAGGCAGGAGGCCGUGCGGCAUCAGCAACCACGCCAGUCAUAG
Molecule: messenger RNA, 897 nt
Organism: Geosmithia morbida
Lineage: Eukaryota; Fungi; Ascomycota; Sordariomycetes; Hypocreales; Bionectriaceae
Product: ubiquinone biosynthesis protein COQ4
Exons: 2
Coding region: 1-897 (298 amino acids)
Biological process (GO): ubiquinone biosynthetic process
Cellular component (GO): mitochondrial inner membrane; mitochondrion
Source: RefSeq, a predicted model, not a curated record